Molecule: messenger RNA, 1506 nt
Organism: Heterobilharzia americana
Lineage: Eukaryota; Metazoa; Platyhelminthes; Trematoda; Strigeidida; Schistosomatidae
Source: the annotation of a GenBank genome assembly
GGUCGUUGGCCCACUGGCGCACUGAUCACUAAGGUAUUCAUAACAAUUAUGUACAGUGAAUCACACUCUGCUGACAAAAUUGUCAUGGACAAUUGUGGAGUUAACUGGAUCUAGUGGCACCAUCUUCAUGACCAUUAAAACGUAAAAAGUUGAGGUGUUAUAUAUUCUAUACAAGCCUCAUUAUGUAUUGAUGAUCUCAUACACAACACUUAUCCGAAAUAAAAUUCUACUUUCUCAAGGAAAUAUUCAUUGGCUGUACUUUGACAGUGGUUGGUUUUUAGAUGGGUGCAAUCCAUUCUGGUACAUAUGUUACCCGUUAAAACAUGGUCUCGAUUAGUACAGGUGACUAAAUUUAUUAUUUUAAAGUGUUUUAAUCCCUGGUGAGGUCAUGCGUGCGUACUACUGAGAAGUCCCAUACUAUGACGAAAUAGUUAUGAUAGCCUGUUUGUGUUAUAUUACAAUCACUAAAUAUUGGAUCUGAUUUCGUCAUGGCACAAAAUCUUCAAGGACUUCUUCGUCUGGCCAUCCAAAACUCUGAAAGCGCUCCAGUGGAAGUCAUGGAUCCGAAGGAUGCUGCUUGGUUGAAAGAUGCACUAACCGCACACACUGUUGACCUUAGUAAACAGCUAACCGAAGACGUUCGGAAGUUAUCCUCCUAUUUAUCAUCUUCAGAGCCUGAUCUGAAUGAAAUGAAGAAUAUUAUUGAAGAUUUGCUAACUCUCACAGAAGAUAUAGAUCUUUCAAAUGAUUUUCUGGUUGUUGGAGGUCAGGAGGUGUUGCUCAAACUGUUGUUUUGCGGACCACUUUCACUAAGAACAGAUGCAUUGCGUUUACUUGGAAAUCUUACUCAAAACAACCCGAAAGCCCAGAGCUUGUUCACUGAAAAUGGUGUUUUGGCAAGGUUGCUUUUGCUAAUCGAAGAAAGCAAAGAUCUCGAAUUCCUAAGGUAUUUAUUCUUAGCCAUUUCUUGUCUUACUCGGGGUUACAUGCCAGGUAUUGAUACAUUUAUUGAAUUAGACGGCAUCAAUCUUUUGCUUGAUGCACUUAUACAACAAGCAGAAACUGAAAAACCAGAGAAUAUUCAACGUCUAGUAGACAGAGGUGCAUUCAUUAUCCAUUGUGUAUUAAGAGAGCUUUCUCCUAAAAGAUUACCUGCUGAUUCUACAACCAUUGUCGACAAAUUGAUGAAUCUCAUGUGUCGUCUGGACAAUCCUCAGGAACAUUUGUUGGCUAGUUUGACAAUACUAUAUCCAUCCGAUGACAGCUCUAGUUACGCUCAAGAUGUUCAUCCCAAAGAACUUUAUAAAUCAUUUUUUGAUUGGCUAAAACGGCAGUCUGACGAGCUUAACAAAAUAAAUGAUCCAGCUGAUGAAGAACGACGCGAUUAUAUAAACUGCUUAUUGAAAACUAUUCAUUUGUAAGAAAUAAUUAUUUUCUAGUAAUCUUUUUGAGUCAUAUCUCGUUUUAAACUGAUAUCCUCUGAAGUAAAUGCGUUCUUAAACCUAG